AUGGCCGCCACCGACAAGGCAAUUGAAGAAGCUGCGGCUUUCCACGAUGAAACGACCCAGAAAAACCGCACCAACCAUGACCUGGUGGAUAAGGAGGUUGCGAAAUAUGCCACCGACACUGCCAUUGAGGUUGAUGAGGCGACGAGCAAAAGGCUGAAGAGGAUGAUAGACAAGCGUGUUCUUGUCGUUAUGAUGGUGACUUAUUUGAUCCAGACCAUUGACAAAGGGGCGCUGUCUUUUGCCUCUGUCAUGGGUAUUAUUGAGGACACCAACCUCCAGGGUAACCAGUACCAAUGGUUGACGACAGUUGUCUACCUCGCCGUGCUGGUUGUCGAGUUUCCGGAAAACUGGAUUCUGCAGCGCGUGCCCAUUGCCAAGUGGCUGUCGCUUAAUAUCUUCCUCUGGGGAAUAUGUAUGUCGCUCAUUGCAGCAGUGCCGAAUUUCACUGGGCUGGUCAUCCUGCGUACAUUCAUGGGUGUGUUCGAGGCUGUGUGUCAGCCGACGUUCGUGUUGCUGUCUGCAACGUGGUACAAGCGAGAGGAGCAGUCGAGCGUUAUCAACAUCUAA
Molecule: messenger RNA, 567 nt
Organism: Aspergillus puulaauensis
Lineage: Eukaryota; Fungi; Ascomycota; Eurotiomycetes; Eurotiales; Aspergillaceae
Exons: 3
Coding region: 1-567 (188 amino acids)
Biological process (GO): transmembrane transport
Cellular component (GO): membrane
Molecular function (GO): transmembrane transporter activity
Source: RefSeq, a predicted model, not a curated record